Molecule: messenger RNA, 1800 nt
Organism: Miscanthus lutarioriparius
Lineage: Eukaryota; Viridiplantae; Streptophyta; Magnoliopsida; Poales; Poaceae
Source: the annotation of a GenBank genome assembly
AUGCGAUGUGAUGUACGGCAGGUGAUGCUGAAGCCUCCUUCUCCCGAUCCUCUUUACGGGAUGCACGACGAGGAGCAGCUGAUCGACUUCAGCGACGUGGACAUCCGUCUCCCGAUGCUGGUGUACAUGUCCCGCGAGAAGCGUCCCGGCUACGACCACAACAAGAAGGCCGGCGCCAUGAACGCCCUGGUGCGCUGCUCCGCCGUGAUGUCCAACGGGCCCUUCAUCCUCAACUUCGACUGCGACCACUACAUCAACAACGCGCAGGCCAUCCGCGAGGCCAUGUGCUUCGUGAUGGACCGCGGCGGCGAGCGCAUCGCCUACAUCCAGUUCCCGCAGCGCUUCGAGGGCAUCGACCCCUCCGACCGCUACGCCAACAACAACACCGUCUUCUUCGACGGCAACAUGCGCGCGCUGGACGGCCUGCAGGGCCCCAUGUACGUCGGCACGGGCUGCAUGUUCCGCCGCUUCGCGCUCUACGGCUUCGACCCGCCGCGCACCACCGAGUACACCGGCUUGCUCUUCAAGAAGAAGAAGGUGACGCUCAGCAAGGUGGCGGACCCGGCGGGCGAGACGGACACGCAGUCGCUCAACCACAAGCAGCAGGGCGGUGGUGGGGCGGUGGACUUCGACGCCGAGCUCACGUCGAUGAUUGUGCCCAGGCGGUUCGGCAACUCGUCGGCGCUGAUGGCGUCCAUCCCCGUGGCCGAGUUCCAGGCGCGGCCGCUGGCGGACCACCCGGCCGUGCAGCACGGGCGGCCCCCCGGGUCGCUGACGGUGCCCCGGCCGCCGCUGGACCCGCCGACCGUGGCGGAGGCCGUGUCCGUCAUCUCCUGCUGGUACGAGGACAAGACGGAGUGGGGGGACCGCGUGGGCUGGAUCUACGGCUCCGUGACGGAGGACGUGGUGAGCGGCUACCGCAUGCACAACCGCGGGUGGCGCUCCGUCUACUGCAUCCCCAAGCGCGACGCGUUCCUGGGCACGGCGCCCAUCAACAUGACGGACCGCCUCCACCAGGUGCUGCGCUGGGCCACCGGGUCCGUGGAGAUCUUCUUCUCGCGGAACAACGCCUUCCUGGCGUCGCGGAGGCUCAUGUUCCUGCAGCGGGUGGCCUACCUCAACGUCGGCAUCUACCCCUUCACCUCCAUCUUCCUGCUGGUCUACUGCUUCAUCCCGGCGCUGUCCCUCUUCUCGGGCUUCUUCAUCGUGCAGACGCUCAACGUCGCCUUCCUCUGCUACCUGCUCACCAUCACCAUCACCCUCAUCGCGCUGGGCAUCCUCGAGGUCAAGUGGUCCGGCAUCGAGCUCGAGGACUGGUGGCGCAACGAGCAGUUCUGGCUCAUCUCCGGAACCAGCGCGCACCUGUACGCCGUGGUGCAGGGGCUGCUCAAGGUCAUGGCCGGCAUCGAGAUCUCCUUCACCCUCACGGCCAAGGCGGCGGUGGAAGACAACGAGGACAUCUACGCCGACCUCUACGUGGUGAAGUGGUCCUCGCUGCUCAUCCCGCCCAUCACCAUCGGCAUGAUCAACCUCAUCGCCAUCGCCUUCGCCUUCGCGCGCACCGUCUACAGCGACAACCCGCGCUGGGGCAAGUUCAUCGGCGGCGGCUUCUUCAGCUUCUGGGUGCUGGCGCACCUCUACCCCUUCGCCAAGGGGCUCAUGGGCCGCCGCGGCAAGACGCCCACCAUCGUCUUUGUUUGGUCGGGACUCAUCUCCAUCACCAUCUCCCUGCUCUGGGUCGCCAUCAGCCCGCCGGAGGCCAGCUCCGGCGGCCGCAGCGCUGGCUUCCAGUUCCCUUGA